This is a messenger RNA of Charadrius vociferus (killdeer), 2115 nucleotides long. RefSeq lists its product as uncharacterized. Lineage: Eukaryota; Metazoa; Chordata; Aves; Charadriiformes; Charadriidae. The record is from RefSeq and is a predicted model, not a curated record. Gene Ontology annotation, biological process: glycolipid biosynthetic process. Bases 1 to 2115 code for a protein of 704 amino acids. The transcript has 5 exons. Gene Ontology annotation, molecular function: galactosylceramide sulfotransferase activity. Gene Ontology annotation, cellular component: membrane.
AUGGUAAUCAAGCAUAAACCUCAGGCAGUGUUGUACAGCGGGGGCUUUGUUGGUCUUGGAGAAGACAACGGUGACUUGGCCGAUGUUCAAGCCCUGGAUACCUUCUGCGUCAACACUGUCGUGAAGGCAAGAAGUGAUGGGAAUCUGGAUUUUCUACAGCCUCAACACCAGCUGAGCUGUGGCAGAACCAAGUGGAGAGCUUGGGAGCCCCAGCAGGAGCCUGACCUGCAGCUAAGGAAGUUGAAUGCAAUAUACAGGUGCCAGCCAGGUCGGCUCUGGAUCUUCUUCAGCCUCCUCAUCCUCCUCUUGGUCACGCUUCAAUUCGCGGAGAAGCUGCAGCCUCCCAGAAACUGCCGGUGUGAGCUGGAGCGUGCCCUGCAGCAGACCACGGACCACAGCCAGAAGAGGCUCAGCUAUGCCCUCCAGACCCCCAACCUGCUGUGGGAAGAUGAUUCCCCGCACUGGCAGAGGAAAGCCAUGCCGGACCCCACUUCGACUGAGGGCGUGCAGGAUGUUUUUCAGAUGCAUCUGUACUUCAGCCAGGAGACCCCGCAGGAAAGCAGCCCAGGCAGGCAAGAGGAGCACUGGACAUCUUUGGAGGGCAGCAAGAAGGUGGAAGCCCAUCCCUCAUCCACGAGGCUGAAAUCCCAGCUUCCUGGCCUGAGAAAAGCAAUCAGAGAGGGUCCUUCUCCAAGUCUUUCUGGGAGGAUCUCUGGAGUUUUGGGAGACGCUGAUGCUAUCACCAGCAAGUUCACAAUCUUUGCAAACAGGAUGACCACAGAGGAACACAGGAGAACAUCACCACCAGGAAUGAGGCAGGUGGUGGUACAGAGCCAGUAUCAGCCUCAAGCCACAGGUUCCCCCCACCAUCGGUGGGGCAGCUCCUUGCCAAACUCAGCUCAACCUCCACAAGCAGAGGACUUUUACAACACAGACCCAGAGAGAGGAUUUUUCCCAAGCUGGACAGAAGUCUCCAAGGGUGACAAGGUGACUCUUGGAGAAGGCCAGCAGGCCAGAGGGGUCUCCUCUCAAGGGGAGACAUGUGAGCCCAAGACUGACAUUGUUUUCCUCAAAGUCCACAAGAGUGCCAGCAGCACCGUCAUGAACAUCCUCUUCCGCUUCGGCGAGACGCACAACCUCACCUUCGCCUUCCCCAUCGGGGGUGGCAACCAGCUCUUCUACCCACGCCACUUCUUGGCGAAGUUUGUGCAGGGCUUCUCCCCCAGGAGCCCUCAGCGGUUCAACAUCCUCUGCCACCACAUGCGAUUCCUGCAGCCGGAGGUGCAUAAAGUGGUGUCCAGCUCAGCAUUCUAUUUCUCCAUCCUGAGGAACCCCGUGAAGCUCAUGGAGUCCUCCUUCGCGUACUACAAGGGCACAUCGGCUUUCUCCCGCGCCCACAGCCUGGAGGAGUUCCUCAGCCAGCCCUACCACUACUACAACCCCGCAGACGGUGACAGCCACUACGCCAGGAACCUCAUGACGUUCGACUUUGGCUUCAACCCUGACGGAGAUGUCUCAGCCGAGCGGGUGCAACUCAUGCUGAAGGCCAUCGAGGCGUCCUUCGACUUGCUUCUCAUCUCGGAGUACUUCGAUGAGUCCAUGGUGCUGCUGAAGGAGAUGCUGUGCUGGGACCUGGACAGCGUCGUCUCCUUCCCGCUCAACAUCAGGGACAGCAGCACCAAGUCCCUGCUCUCAGACACCAUCGUGGAAAAGAUAAAGGACUGGAACAGGCUGGACUGGGAAAUCUACACCCACUUCAACAGGACCUUCUGGGAAAGGAUUGACCGAGACAUUGGCAGGGAGCGCAUGCAGCGGGAAGUAAAGGUACUUCGGGAGAGGCAGGGAGAGCUGGCGAGGACCUGCCUGCAAGGGACGGGCAGCGUGGCCCCAAAGCACAUCAAGGACUCUUCCCUGAGGCCGCUGCAGCACGGCAGUGCAAAGAUCUUGGGCUAUAACCUCAAGCAGGGCUUGGACAAGGAGACAGAGCGCAUGUGCCGGCGGCUGGUGACCCCAGAGCUGCAGUACAGCAGCCAAGUAGGAGCGGAUCUUCUCUGCUCUGGCUCCUGCCGAGGUGAUGCAGGGCAGGGACACCUGUACUACCAGAGCAUCGCAUGA